CAUUUGGCAAGGCAAGGGAGAGAUUAGCAAAAGGGGAGGUCGAGAGAAGAAAAAUAAGAAGAGAGUCAGGCUCGCAACCCGACGACCACAAAAAUGCACAACCAACAGCAACACCCACCUCCUGCACCACAACCUCCCGUACCCAUAUCUAUCACAAUCUGCGGCGAUGGCGGUUGUGGUAAGUCCUCUAUAACACUACGGCUAGUACGAUCUCAAUGGACGUCCGAAUACGACCCGACCAUCGAAGAUAGUUACAGCAUUACACGACGAAUCGAUGGCACAACCUACCAUCUAUCCCUCACAGACACAGCCGGUCAAGAAGAAUACCGCGGCAUGUGGGCAUCUUCCAAUCUUAGCGCCGAUGCCUUCCUUCUCGUUUACGAUAUCACUUCCCACGACUCCCUUGACGCCCUAAACUACUUCAACGACCUGAUAGAUAUGGAAGCCGAGACGCGUCUAGAUAACGCGGCAAGGGCACGGAAGGCUGGUCUUAGUGCGGGUGCUAGAAGAGGUAGCAGUCACGGGCUUGGCGGUGCUGGUAGUGGCGCAAGGACAAUACCACCGGUUAAAAUCGUAGCUGGUAACAAAUGCGACUUACAAGAAUCACGGCAAGUUCCGGCGGCACAGGGGUUAGAGUGGGCGCGAAAGCGCGGUUGCGGAUUUAUGGAAACAAGUGCACGACUCGAGGUCAAUAUCGAGGAGACGUUCGCGCUCAUAGUACGUCGCGUCGUUGAAGGUCGUCGCCUAGCUGAGAUGGGUGUUCUUGAUAACACUGAGAUGGACCGCCGAGGUGUUACGAAACCCCUGACGCCACUUGGAAGUACUGAUGACCGCGAUACCGAUACCGAGAAGCCCGCCCGAGGGGGUCUGAUGAGAGGACCUCGACUAGGUGAUGGUCAAAGGUUAGGGUUUGGAGGUAGAGGGAAGGAUGGAUUCUGGAGGAGUUUGAGGUGUUGGUAGAACCGAAUUGGAGUUUUACCGUGAACCCUUGCCGGUUAGAUGACUGGCCGGCUGCCUUGUCGAAUGUUGAGCAUGGCAAAUGGAUUGGAAAAUAAAACACGACGGCAAGCCCCGUGAAUAUCGAGACGACAGACUCCAGCAAGCCAAUCAAGAAAAGUUUUUGUUUUUAAGAGAAGGGGAAAAGGUUAUGAUAGCUAGACGCUAGUAGAGGAC
This is a messenger RNA of Hypoxylon trugodes, 1173 nucleotides long. Its product is annotated as ras-domain-containing protein. Gene Ontology annotation, biological process: signal transduction. Gene Ontology annotation, molecular function: GDP binding; GTP binding; GTPase activity. The record is from RefSeq and is a predicted model, not a curated record. Gene Ontology annotation, cellular component: plasma membrane. Bases 94 to 960 code for a protein of 288 amino acids. The transcript has a single exon. Lineage: Eukaryota; Fungi; Ascomycota; Sordariomycetes; Xylariales; Hypoxylaceae.